This is a messenger RNA of Frieseomelitta varia, 1264 nucleotides long. It is a transcript of the gene Fer2, whose product is annotated as basic helix-loop-helix transcription factor amos. Gene Ontology annotation, molecular function: DNA-binding transcription factor activity, RNA polymerase II-specific; RNA polymerase II transcription regulatory region sequence-specific DNA binding; protein dimerization activity. Lineage: Eukaryota; Metazoa; Arthropoda; Insecta; Hymenoptera; Apidae. Bases 478 to 1170 code for a protein of 230 amino acids. Gene Ontology annotation, biological process: regulation of transcription by RNA polymerase II; developmental process. The record is from RefSeq and is a predicted model, not a curated record. The transcript is spliced from 5 exons.
GCUCUGCGAGCCUGCACUUUGCCUCGUUCAACGAUCCACCAAUGGCCAAGUGGUCUGAGGAGAGCUUUCACUUUGCACGGUCUCUGAUUGGCUGGAUUCUCCGCCCAGGGGUUGCAUCGAUCAUCCCCUUGGCGCUUCCUCGGACUUCGGUAUAUAAAGCAGCCUCCCCAGGGACACGGACGGAUAGUCGGAACCCUUUGCUGUUUCGUGGAUUCUCGCUGGUUCUCGCGAGUGAACCCUCCCCGCCGUUGGGACACCUGAAAUUAGUUUAACAAUAACUGUUAACAGUUAACUGCGAAAAGGGACAGACACGAGGUUAAUCGAAACGUAAAUUUGGUUUUAGAAGUGAAUACCUGGGAUUUAGAAGUGGAGGAGAGACCUUCGAGAAGAUUUCCUUUUUUUUUUUUUUGAAGACUGACUGAUCGAGGGGUUACCUUCACCAGUGAAGUGAUUAAUGAGCUGGUAAGGAUAAGGAGCAUGGCGAGCCAUUCGAGUUACGAGUACGAGGACAGGGGACAGAGGAUGCGACAUCGGGUCGGUACCACUUCCAGGGCGGCUGAUUCUACCGUGGCUUGCACUAGCAGUCAGUAUUACGUGGGCCCGAGCAGCGACAUCAGCGAGGAGGACCUUGCCGAGCUUCCUUCCUGCGUUUACGCGGGUAGAUCCACUCAACACGUCGCGCACACCUCACACGCUCAUUCGCCUAUCCAUUACCACAUGCCGGUCUCUACGCCUGAUCACAACGAUACAGAGAUAAACGGCGUGGAAGAGGGCUACUAUCCAAACGGCAGCCCCUACAGAAUUCAACGACACGCGGCCAACAUACGCGAGAGAAAACGCAUGCUGAGCAGCAUCAACUCGGCUUUCGACGAGCUCCGAGUUCAUGUACCAACGUUCCCGUACGAGAAGAGGCUGUCCAAGAUUGAUACUCUGCGCCUGGCUAUAGCGUACAUCGCGCUACUUCGAGAGGUGCUGGCUGCAAGGCUCGAUCCACUGACUUACGUCGAGAGGUGCCUUAGAGGAGAAAUAAACGGCGAACGUGCCGAGUGGAACACCAGCGUAGAUCUGACCGCACGUUUAUCGUGGAUAAAUUGGGAGAACCUAGGCGUGAAUCCUAAUCGACGAUCGGUCCUAACCACGCUCGCCCUAACCACGGACAAUAUGAAUUGAAGUAGAGAGAAGAAAAUCUCACCGAGGAUGAUCGCGCAGACGAGUUGUCUCCUUUUCUUUGUAAAUAAAUCCCAGUCGAAUAGAGAGUGCCAAA